Molecule: messenger RNA, 1128 nt
Organism: Lineus longissimus
Lineage: Eukaryota; Metazoa; Nemertea; Pilidiophora; Heteronemertea; Lineidae
Product: emopamil-binding protein-like
Exons: 4
Coding region: 28-675 (215 amino acids)
Biological process (GO): sterol metabolic process
Cellular component (GO): endoplasmic reticulum; membrane
Molecular function (GO): cholestenol delta-isomerase activity
Source: RefSeq, a predicted model, not a curated record
GGUAUAGAUGUAGUUGGAAUUAUUUCCAUGUUUGUGACGGCAGUUUAUGCCGUUGGCAGCUUUAUUCUGGCCUGUUACCUGGGCAGAAAGUUGGCAAAAGUUGAGAAGUGGGUGUUGUCGUGGUUGAUAUUCGACGCCUUCAUCCAUUUCACCUUGGAAGGCCCAUUUGUUGUCUUAUCAUUGAGAGGAACAGUGAACGAGUCUGAACACUUCACUUCUCUCUUAUGGAAAGAGUAUGGGAAGUCGGACAAACGUUGGCUCGUCUCGGACCCCACCAUCGUCUCGCUGGAGAUAUUGACCGUUGUCAUUGAUGGACUCCUAGCCAUUGUUCUAAUCUAUGCCAUCGUCAAGGACAAGUUCUACAGGCACUAUGUACAGAUUGUGCUAUGUGUAUGUGAACUAUAUGGAGGUUGGAUGACCUUCUGCCCCGAAUGGCUUAUCGGUAGCCCAAACCUAGUGACGGACAACCCAAUGUAUCUCUGGGUCUAUCUAGUCUUCUUCAAUGGACUCUGGGUUGUCAUUCCAUUCAUUCUCAUGUGGCAAUCAUGGAAGGCGUUAGAGAACAUGAAGGUCGUCAAGCCGAAAGCAAAAUCUUCGACGAGUCCGAACAUUGCAGGAUCACCAAAUAUGGGAGGAUAUAAUCUGCGUUCGAGGAACAGUCGUAAAGAAGCAUAAUUGACUUUGAUUCUAAUUCAUAAUUGAAUAGAGAGGUUUGGCAAAAUCAAGUAGGUCAGGAUGGUGCAUAACCUCUAUUUUGUAAGAAAACAGCACCUUUUAGUUUAAGUUUGUACUAGAGUUCUUGUACAGGUGGUCAGAUCUCUGAAGUUGCUCAUCAAUACUACAGAAGGAAAUCAGAUUCUUUUACAAAUCAUAUAUCUUGUUAAUUUCUCGUAUAAUUUCGGGUAAUCUUACCUGGAAGCUGAUCUUUGAGCCAAUUAUUUUGGUUCCGCAGUGACUUACACAUUAGCCGCCAUACUUAUACAACAUCUUCUCUGUUAUGCUCGUCACUUAUUCAAGAAAAUCACUGCAUAAUACUGAGCUUUAUCAUCAGUAUAGAUUUAUCAUUUUAAUCAUAUCCGAAAAGUGCAGAGUGUUUUACAAAUUUACUCAAAAUAGUAGUUUUAGCUU